This is a messenger RNA of Eutrema salsugineum, 2393 nucleotides long. Its product is annotated as probable LRR receptor-like serine/threonine-protein kinase At4g31250. Bases 77 to 2089 code for a protein of 670 amino acids. The transcript has 3 exons. Gene Ontology annotation, molecular function: protein binding; ATP binding; protein kinase activity. Gene Ontology annotation, biological process: protein phosphorylation. Lineage: Eukaryota; Viridiplantae; Streptophyta; Magnoliopsida; Brassicales; Brassicaceae. The record is from RefSeq and is a predicted model, not a curated record.
GACAUAUAUCUCCCUUCUUCCUCUUGAAACCCAAUUUGGAUUUGUUUAAUCACCAAACCUCGCUCCGGCGAUCCAAAUGAUCCGCGAUGACAAACCCCCGAUCGUGUACUCUCUGUUGUUACUAGCCAUCUGCUUCGCCGUUCCCAUCUCCGGCGACGGUGACGCGGAUGCUCUUUUGAAGUUCAAGUCAUCUCUUUUGAACGCCACAGCGCUAAGCGGAUGGGAUUCCGGCGAGCCACCUUGCUCCGGGGCAAAAGGAAGCGAUUCCAAAUGGAAAGGAGUGAUGUGCUGGAACGGCAUCGUUUUCGGUCUCCGUCUAGAGAACAUGAGUCUCUCCGGCGAGCUUGACGUGCAAGCGCUCGGGUCCUUGCGCGGGCUCAAGAGCGUCAGCUUUAUGCGUAAUGAUUUCGAGGGGACGAUGCCACGUGGAAUCGACGGGCUUGUAUCGCUGGUUCAUCUUUACCUGGCGCAUAACCGGUUUUCCGGCGAGAUCGACGGUGAUUUGUUUGACGGAAUGAAGGCUCUGGUGAAAGUUCAUCUUGAAGGAAACCGGUUUUCCGGUGAGAUUCCGGAGUCGUUGGGGAAAUUGCCGAAGCUGAUUGAGCUGAAUCUCGAGGAUAAUAUGUUCACCGGGAAAAUACCGGCGUUUAAACAGAAGAAUCUCGUUACCGUUAACGUUGCUAAUAAUCGAUUAGAGGGUCGAAUUCCGUUUACUCUCGGCCUCAUGAACUCCACUUUCUUUUCAGGUAACAAGGGGUUGUGUGGGCCGCCUUUGCUCCCGUGCAGAUACACUCGUCCGCCGUUACUAACGGUGUUUCUCCUUGCACUCACCAUCCUCGCCGUCAUUGUCCUCAUUACCGUCUUUCUCUCCGUCUGCAUCCUCGGCCGUCGUCAAGACCGUAGGAGCAGCCGCGACGACGGAUACGGCCUCGGCCAAGUCUACGGACCAACCGAGCAACAGAGCGAGAAAAGCUCGCUGGACUCCAAGGUCUACAGGAAACUAGCCAAUGAAAGUGUGCAGCGAGAUUCAGCAGCUACAGCAUCAUUAUCCGAGGGAGUUCAGUCUCAAGACGAAGACAAGCGAGGAGAUCAACGGAAGCUUCAUUUCGUUAGGAAUGAUCAGGAGAAAUUCACGCUCCAGGAUAUGCUCCGUGCAUCGGCGGAGGUUCUCGGAAGCGGCGGAUUUGGAUCUUCGUAUAAGGCGGCUUUAUCGAGCGGCCGUGCGGUGGUUGUGAAGCGGUUUAGGUUCAUGAGCAAUAUCGGGAGAGAAGAGUUUUACGAUCAUAUGAAGAAGAUCGGACGAUUGUCUCACCCUAAUCUCCUUCCAUUGAUCGCCUUCUAUUACAGGAAAGAGGAGAAGCUUCUCGUUACCAAUUACAUUCCUAAUGGAAGUCUUGCGAAUCUCCUCCAUGCAAAUCGGAAACCAGGUCAGGUGGUUUUGGACUGGCCGAUCCGGUUGAAGAUUGUAAGGGGAGUUACGAGAGGUUUGGCUUAUCUAUACAGAGUAUUCCCGGAUUUGAAUCUCCCUCACGGCCAUCUCAAAUCUUCCAAUGUGUUGCUUGACCAUGACUUCGAGCCACUACUAACGGACUACGCUCUCGUGCCGGUGGUGAACAAGGAACAAUCGCAGCAGUUCAUGGUGGCUUACAAGGCUCCAGAGUUCACUCAGCAAGACCGGACCUCGAGAAAGUCCGAUGUGUGGAGCCUUGGGAUCUUAAUCCUCGAGAUUCUGACGGGGAAGUUUCCGGCGAACUAUCUCCGGCAAGGGAAAGGAGCUGAUGACGAGCUAGCUGCUUGGGUUGAGUCUGUAGCGAGAACGGAGUGGACAGCUGAUGUGUUCGAUAAGGAGAUGAAAGCAGGGAAAGAACACGAAGGGCAAAUGUUGAAGCUGCUCAAGAUUGGGUUGAGAUGCUGUGAUUGGGACAUAGAGAGGAGAAUUGAGCUUCACGAGGCUGUUGAUCGAAUAGAAGAAGUCGAAAAAGAUGCAGGUGGAGGUCAAGAGAGUGUUCGAUCUUCAUACGUGACUGCUAGUGAAGGUGAUCAUCGUUCUUCAAGAGCCAUGACUGAGGAGUUCUCGCUCAUGCAAUAGCUUCCAUUGAAGGCCUCUCUCUCUCUCUCUCUCUCUCUCUGGUCCUCAGUAGUCUUCUUCUUCAGCUAAAUCUUGAUAUUUGUUGAUCAAGUUUCAUGUCUCUGUCUGUAGGUUAAGACGAUCACUUUUCAUUCAAUUCUUUUCUUAGUUAUGGUUGAUGAGUAAAAGCUUCACGCUUUUGUUUCUUUAAUUGAUUUUUUAAAUUUCAGCUUUUGUCUUUUCUUCCCCAUCUUGUGAAUAUUGGUGCCCUCGUUUGGUAUCAUCUAGACGCAAAAGAAUGUCUUUUUAUGUCCAUUUCUUCGUC